AUGGAUGGUUUAGUCCUGUCCGCGCCCAACAGCUCCCAGUCCAUUUUUCUCUCUGAUGAACGAGGAGAGAGACAGCACGCUGUCAUCUUCUUCGCCGCCACUGCCAGCAACGGUAAAUCUCCUGCUCAAAGUCACCCUCGCUUCGAUAUGGCAGAGGGGAGCAUUCGACAGCUGUCGACCAUAACAUCCUCCUUAUCCAGCGCCUCGACACCAUCGGACUCUCGUCUCCGCCUGAGCUGGUUCCAGUCCUACCUGUCUGAAAACAGAGUACGUCUCCCCUUGGGAGGUGCGAGGUCCAGGCACACCCCUGUCCACCUGUGGGUCCUCAAGGGUCGCCGGUCCUCGGCCAAUCUGUUCACCAUUUGGAACAUUGCAAAACUCCGUCCCACACUCUCCCUGUCAGGUGCUGAACAACUGGUCCAUGCCUUUGUCUCCUCAAGGCUCGAUUACUGCAACGCUCUCCUCAUCGGGACUCCUAGCGGGAGCAUUCAGAAGCUCCAAUAUGUACAGAACAGUGCCGCUAGGAUCCUGAUGAGGGUGAGAAAAUACAGCCACAUCACACCCGUCCUUCAUUCCCUCCACUGGCUUCCUGUCUCAUUCAGGAGCGAAUACAAGAUCGCACUACUGACCCAUCAAUGCAUCCACGGGAACGCUCCUCCAUACCUGAAGGAACUUCUCAAAUCACAAACCUCCACACACAACCUCCGCUCCACAACCAACCAUCGGCUUCGCCCCCCCGAGGACCAAACUCCGCACAAUGGGGGAUCGGGCUUUCUAACAAAUAAAACAGAUAACAGUGCAGGACUAGUUCUGGAUCCACUAACCCCCCCUGUCCUCUCUCAGGUGGAGCAGUAUGGAAACCUGAUCUUCCACGGGCUGGAGGGCAGCUGUCUGGAGUUCAUCGCCAACCUGGUGGCUCGCUGCAUCAAGUCAAAGCAGGAUGUGGGGGGGCUCGGCUGUGACGUGGUGAGGGUGGAGGUCGACGAGAGUCUGACCAAAGAGCAGCUGCUGGAGACCUUCAUCAGCUGUGGUUUCCUGGUGCCUGCGGGGGGGUCUGGCUCUCGCUGUGUGUUGGUUCUGCUCGAGGGUCUGGAGAGAGCCUCGUCUCUCAGCGGCCUGAUGGGAGAUCUCUGCCUCAGCCUGGACAGCCGGGGGUCUGGGGCUCCGCUACAUCUGAACACAGGUCCGCACCACUUCUCUGAGAGCAGCUUCCUGAUUGGCACGCUGUCGAGGCCCCGCCUCCAGGGCCCCGAGCUGAGGCUGCAGCAGCAUUUCCGCUGGGUGACGCUGCGCUGGGAUCAGGAGCCGCUGCAAGGCAUGCUGGGAAGACACCUCCGCAGGAAGCUGAUCCACAAGACGGGGUCCUGUCUCCCCUCCCCCUCCUCCCCCCUUCAGAGCUCUGUAUUGUGGGUGAGGGACGUGUGGCAGCAGCUGAACGCCUGUCUGUCUCGUCUCGGGACCCCUGAGGCUCUGAUUGGUCCCCAGCUCUUCCUGUCCUGUCCUGUUCUGCCCGGCAGCACACAUGCCGUCAUCAGGUGGCUGUCCCGGCUCUGGAACGCCGUGGUCGUCCCCCGCGUGGAGGAAGCUGUUAUCGCCCGGGUAACGGCCAGACGCUCCUCGACAACCACCUCUACAUCCUCAACGUCGUCGCAGAGACCGUCUCUUAGCAACACUUGUCUCAGCGCCGGGCAACAGGCCGUGGUGAAGGCGGCUCUCAGCAUCCUCGUCAACAAGGCCGUGCUGCAGGGCUGCCCUCUGCCCAGACACGGUGAGAACAACAGGUACCUGUCAAUCUCUGCAGCAGAUUUAGGGGAAACACAAUAUAGAUCAGAGUCCGAUUACGAUGGCCAGACAGGCANGAGCUCCGGAGGCUCCUUCAGAGAGGGUUCGCUCUCCAGCACUGAUGUCAGCUUCAUCCCCAACGGCAAAGUCCAGAGGGAGCCCACCGGUCUGUCUGUGUUCUCUGACGACGAGACAGAUUUAAUCCGAGAGCUGCAGACCAUGUGCUCCAGCAAGUCAGAGCCAGACAUCAGCAAGAUCUCUGAGACCAAAGACGACCUGAUCCUGUUCUCCAGCUCCUCCCAGAAGGCCGAGCGGGAAACGCCCGUCCAGACGACAGCCCCGUCCCCCUGCAGCCCGGUUGCCGUGCAGAGCAGCGAGCGACGAUCAGGCCCCGCCCCCCGCUCCAAAUCCCAGCUCCCGGUCCCCAGCAGCAGCAGGGGGGGGGCGGGGCUUCAGACCCGAACCCCCCCGACCCGCAGCAGGACAAAACAGACGCCCCCCACCCCAAACAGCAGCAGCAACAACAACUACUACUACAACAACAACAUGAACGAAAACAGCCAAUCAGAAGAGGACAUUUGGAUCCUGCAUGAAAACAACAACAACAAGUGAACAGCUCCCAUCCUCUAACCCCCCAGCUGUGAAACCCCCCCCUCCCUCCAUGAUGUAAGACUACGACGACUCUUAGUAUUUGUACUUGUAAUCCGUACUUGUUACACUGUACUGCAGUUGUGUACUUGGGGACCACAGUUUUAUCCUAUCACAGUAUUUGAAGUAUUUGUUUUGGUCUGGUAAAGGAAUAAAAAAAUAAAGGUUACUUUUACUGUUACCUCAUUCCAGGGUCUAAACAACCUGCUAAUGAUGGGACAGUAGAAUAAGUUGUAAAGUAUUUAACUGGUGGAAACUGCAGUAUUUCUGUGUACUUAAAAGAGAAAUACUGAACGUGUUUUUGGAUCAAAGAAAGCAGGUUUUAAGUUUCUUUUUAUGGCUAUUAAGUAUUUUGAGAAGUGUUUUAUCUUUAAAUAGGUUGGUUUAAAUACUGUUGAGAUAAUCAGGGUUUUACCAAAUAUAUUUGUACAUAAGAAUUAGUAAAUGCUCUAUAGAUUGGUGUACGUGGUAUGACGCUUGUACAGUGACGAUUAAAAACCUUAAAGCUGAAAAAAAGUGAGAAGUUGUACAUAGUGUUUGUAAAACCAGUUUCUGAACCCUUCACUUGUUUCAGAGUGGAGCGGCCGUGGCAAUAAGUAAUAGAUCUGUAAAAACACAGGAUGUCCUUUCAACUGUAAGCCAUAAUAAAUAUUUUAAAUGCCCGUCAUUUCCCCGAGUCAUGUUUAAGUCAUCAUUUAUUUUACUGGUUUCAAAUGUGUUUUCUCCGUAUGUUUUUACUUUUUACAGGACAUUGUUUGUAUAUAAAUAUACAUAUGUACAGGAGAGGUUUUAGUCUGUAGCUGUUUGGAGUUUAGACAAUUGUCUUUCAAGCACACACAUUAAA
Molecule: messenger RNA, 3274 nt
Organism: Notothenia coriiceps (black rockcod)
Lineage: Eukaryota; Metazoa; Chordata; Actinopteri; Perciformes; Nototheniidae
Product: cortactin-binding protein 2-like
Exons: 15
Coding region: 1-2394 (797 amino acids)
Biological process (GO): nervous system development; neurogenesis
Source: RefSeq, a predicted model, not a curated record